Molecule: messenger RNA, 1434 nt
Organism: Zonotrichia leucophrys gambelii
Lineage: Eukaryota; Metazoa; Chordata; Aves; Passeriformes; Passerellidae
Gene: BATF
Product: basic leucine zipper ATF-like transcription factor
Exons: 4
Coding region: 602-979 (125 amino acids)
Biological process (GO): regulation of transcription by RNA polymerase II
Cellular component (GO): nucleus
Molecular function (GO): RNA polymerase II cis-regulatory region sequence-specific DNA binding; DNA-binding transcription factor activity, RNA polymerase II-specific
Source: RefSeq, a predicted model, not a curated record
AUUUCCCUGAGCUACCCAGCCUGCAGCAGUUCUUGGUUUUGGCCAUAUUUGCUUCUCUGUUGGCUCCAUGAGUGGCAAGGAUGGGAAGAAAUGCUGGCAGUGCCCAUGCAAGUCUGCACUGUCUUCCAAGAUCAUGCUUCUCUGCAAGAGUGUUUUCUGUGCUGCAAUAUAGAAAUUAUUUCCAAUACUCUUUCCCAAAUGAUGACUGCAUCUCAAGUGCCCUUACCUAUGUCCUGCUGCUGAGACUUGCUAGCUGUUCCUGCCUGAGGCAGGAGAAACUCAACCAAAAGACCCAGAGACAACAAAAAACAUUUCCGGCCACGUGACUUUCAGCUUACAUCCCUGAAGUUCUGCGAAACCACAGGAGGCUGAGAGCUAAAGACCUAAAGGGAGGUACAGAGGCUGUGAGAGGAGAGGCAGCGAAAGUGUCAGAGUGCUAGGCAGGAGGACAGAGAGCUUCUGGCACGGGGGAGAGUAGGAAGCCAAGGGCCACAUCAGAGGUGACACAGGAGGACAGAGAAGCAGAGAAGCAAGACAGAGAGCAGGCACACCAAGAGCAUAAAGGAAGCUGAAGAGACCCUGGGAGCCAGAAGCAGCAGCUAUGCCCCACAGCUCUGACAGCAGUGAUUCCAGCAGCUUCAGCCAGUCUCCCCCUCCCAGCAAGCAGGACUCUUCUGAUGACAUGAGGAAAGUCCAAAGGAGGGAGAAGAAUCGCAUUGCUGCCCAGAAGAGCCGCCUGAGGCAGACCCAGAAAGCAGACACACUGCACUUGGAGAGUGAAGACUUAGAGAGACAGAAUGCUGCCCUGCGCCGGGAGAUCAAGCAGCUGACAGAGGAAAUGAAGCACUUCACCUCGAUGCUGAGCUCCCAUGAACCGUUCUGCUCCAUCCUGACAUCCCCUCCACCACCUCCAGAAGUGCUUUAUGCCACACACUCUUUUCACCAGCCCCACAUCAGCUCCCCACGCUUCCAGCAUUGAGCCAGCCAGGAGGACAGCAGCCUGCCAGCUCCACUGAUGGCAAGAAGUAACUUUGUGGGGCUUGCUUUCCCAUCCAAGGGAAGGAAUUGGACAGACAGACCUUCCUUCUUAAAGUAUGUAUUCUGAGUGAUUUGCCUAAGACUUGCUCCCUGUGCAGAAAUGGCAGAGCCACCACAAGGCAUCUUUGGACAGUUUCCAGCUUGGAUUCUGGGAGGAAGAGGCAGUCACAAAAGGGCACCAUCCCCCUUCUCUGGUCCUUGUCUGGGGAGACUCACGGGAGUGUGCAGCUCUGGCAGCCUCCAUAAGAGCAGCUGGCUGUGGCACACAACAGCCAGACCUCCAGGAAGAGGAAAGGGAGCAGGGGUGGAGGGGAAGGUUGGGGGCCACAGAGUGUCAGGACAAAACUGGUUUAUUUUUGUAAAAUAAAGAUUGAAAAUGCUUAACUCUUUGUUUCU